This is a messenger RNA of Oxyura jamaicensis (ruddy duck), 5448 nucleotides long. RefSeq names its product p21 (RAC1) activated kinase 2 (gene PAK2). Bases 160 to 1737 code for a protein of 525 amino acids. Gene Ontology annotation, molecular function: ATP binding; protein serine/threonine kinase activity. Gene Ontology annotation, biological process: protein phosphorylation; regulation of axonogenesis; regulation of MAPK cascade. The record is from RefSeq and is a predicted model, not a curated record. Gene Ontology annotation, cellular component: cytoplasm. Lineage: Eukaryota; Metazoa; Chordata; Aves; Anseriformes; Anatidae. The transcript is spliced from 15 exons.
GCUUCCCCCUCCGGCUCCUGCCGCCGCCGCCGCCUCGGUGGGUGCCGCCGCCGCCAUUGCAGAGGCGCCGUGUGGCGGCCGCGCCCCGCUGCCCCGCUCGCCCUUCCCCGAGGCGGCCGGCGCCGCCUCAGCCCGUGCUUCCACUAGCUGUUGAGAACCAUGUCUGACAACGGAGAACUGGAAGACAAGCCACCAGCUCCUCCUGUCCGGAUGAGCAGCACUAUCUUCAGUUCAGGAGGGAAGGACCAGUUGUCUGCGAACCACAGCUUGAAACCCCUGCCUUCUGUACCAGAAGAGAGAAAACCUAGAAAUAAAAUCAUCUCCAUAUUCUCUGGCACUGAAAAAGGAAGCAAGAAAAAGGAAAAGGAACGUCCAGAAAUCUCCCCACCAUCAGAUUUUGAGCAUACUAUCCAUGUCGGCUUUGAUGCUGUUACGGGCGAGUUCACUGGAAUGCCAGAGCAAUGGGCUCGGUUGCUACAGACCUCAAAUAUCACGAAGCUAGAACAGAAGAAAAACCCGCAGGCAGUACUAGACGUGCUGAAAUUCUACGACUCCAAAGACACAGCAAAACAGAAGUAUCUGAGUUUUUCUGCUCCAGAGAAAGAUGGUUUCCCUUCAGGAACACCAACGACCAAUGCCAAAGGUUCAGAGCCAUCAACAGCUGUGGCAGAUGAUGAUGACGAUGAUGAAGAAGCACCUCCUCCUGUUAUUGCUCCACGGCCAGAUCACACCAAAUCGAUUUAUACACGGUCUGUAAUUGAUCCCAUCCCUGCCUCAGCCGGUGACACUUCUGUUGACACUGGGACAAAAUCAGGUGACAAGCAGAAAAAGAAGACCAAAAUGUCAGAUGAAGAGAUCAUGGAAAAACUACGCACUAUUGUGAGCAUAGGUGAUCCCAAGAAAAAGUACACCAGAUAUGAAAAAAUUGGGCAGGGGGCUUCAGGUACAGUUUUCACAGCUAUUGAUGUGGCAACGGGACAGGAGGUUGCUAUCAAACAGAUAAACCUGCAGAAACAGCCCAAGAAGGAGUUGAUUAUUAAUGAGAUCUUGGUAAUGAAGGAGCUAAAGAACCCCAACAUAGUCAACUUCCUGGACAGUUACCUUGUAGGAGAUGAACUGUUUGUGGUGAUGGAGUAUCUAGCUGGAGGCUCACUAACAGAUGUGGUCACAGAAACAUGCAUGGAUGAAGCGCAGAUUGCUGCUGUUUGCAGAGAGUGCUUGCAAGCGCUUGAGUUCUUACAUGCCAACCAGGUCAUCCACAGAGACAUUAAGAGUGACAACGUGCUGCUAGGAAUGGAUGGAUCAGUUAAACUAACCGACUUUGGCUUCUGUGCUCAGAUCACCCCAGAGCAGAGCAAGCGCAGCACUAUGGUUGGAACUCCUUACUGGAUGGCUCCUGAAGUGGUCACACGGAAAGCCUACGGCCCUAAAGUGGAUAUCUGGUCUCUGGGCAUCAUGGCUAUUGAGAUGGUAGAAGGAGAACCCCCGUACCUCAACGAAAACCCCCUGAGGGCUUUGUAUUUGAUAGCAACUAAUGGCACACCAGAGCUGCAGAACCCCGAGAAACUAUCCCCAAUAUUCCGGGAUUUCUUAAACCGGUGUUUGGAGAUGGAUGUUGAGAAAAGAGGAUCAGCCAAAGAAUUGUUACAGCAUCCCUUUUUGAAACUGGCCAAACCUCUGUCUAGCUUGACGCCACUGAUCCUGGCAGCCAAAGAAGCAAUGAAGAGUAACCGCUAACAUUAUUGCCACGGCCUCCAUCUUUUUGUUUGUUUUUUACAAAUCUUUAUAAUAUAUGAAAUUGUUACACUUCUGGGGGGAGGGAGGAGAUUUGCUGGGGGGGUGGGGAACAUCUGCAAAAGGGAAGAAACUCUCAUCCAGAAGACACCCAAAAUAAAUUGUGGUGACUCUAGUGAUCCCUUUCUGGGGUCCAGAAGGAAUUGAGGACUGAAUUACUGGCCCUUCUGUUUUUUCUUUUUUUUUUUUUCUUCUUCUCCAGACAGCCCAGAAAUGCCACUUAUUGUGCCCAGGGUUUUAAGGGUUUUAAUGACUUUGCUGUAACAGCUCCCGUUCAUUGUACCCUUCUGGGUACUUUCAAUACUUGAAUGACCGAUUCAAGCUUUCAGAGAGCAGCACUAAUUUUACCUGCUGAUCUCUUGCAUUCUCCUCUUCCUCCCCUCUACCUGUUUACUUUUAAAUCUCUCUAGUAAGCUCCCAUAUAACUAGAUUCAUGGCAAAUGUGACAAAUGUGAAGGUACAUCUUGCCCCUCCUUCCCUUUACAGAUUAGCUGUCACUGUACUGUAGAAUUAACAACUUGUCUACUUAAGAAAUCAUAAUAUGUUGAGAUGUAUUUUGCUUUUUAAGACGAGUAUGGAGAGAGGGGGAAGAGAAGUAUUCAACUGUUUUUUCGUAUGCCUGUGCUCUGUGGACUUUUAAUCAAAGAUGUGGCCUCUUUGUAGAAACCUCAUGAUUGGUCAAGUCUUUGGAUGUCAGUUUUUGGAUAUGUAGGUAAGGGUCAGAUACUUUAUUUAUGAUCAAAUGAUCAACUAUAGUCAGGGCAAGAAAACAGUUCCAGCUGUCUUCCUGUGUGCUCUUUUUUCCCAUUAGACUUGCUGGCCAGACGCUUAAGGGAUAUUUUGCUUGGUGUGGUGGGUGGUUCAAAAACACGUAUUGUAUCUGUUCUCUGACUUUGGCUUUGGAAGUUAUGCUGGUGCCUUUGACUUUUUUAUUUUACAUUUCCCUUCUUUGUAUCAAAUACAUUUUUGUAUAUGUUGUAAUUUUUUUCCCCAAGCAAAUAAUGCAUCAACCUAUGGUGUUGUCAGAAUUUAAGUAUUAGAGCUAUUUUUUCCAGUUUUGUAUGUGCUCUAUUUGUAUUAAUGAAAUCAAAACAAGUAAUCAGAUAUGAGGACACUGAAUACGCAGGAGGUUUUUUUAAUAUAGAUCGAAGAGAAGAGUGUGAACACUUGGAAAUGCCAAAGCGCUGUUCUGAGAAGACGGAGGCUGAGAAGGGAGAACAGUGCCUUCAGACAUCGAUGGGGCUCAUUUGGCUGGCUAGUUGGAGGCUGAAGAGACUUGAUGUGUCACACUGAUCCUUCCUCACUGAAAACACGCCAGCCAGAGUGGCUGAAGUUGAACAUUCAAUGCAAGAAAAAGUGCCUCCUUCUGAGGGACAGUGAGCGACUUCAGUGGUUGAUUUCUUGGAGUGUUAAUGGGGCAAGUGUAAAAGAGUCUGUGCCCCCUGGCUACUUUCGGCGCUGCAGUCUAUGCAUUUCAACUUCCCAAACAGUUUAAUGAAGAACUAACUGUAGUUACAAUGUGCCAAAUGAUUCUGUGAAAGAGUAACCCAUUACUUUACUGGGAUUUUAUCACUUUCCCAGUGGGCAGGACCUGGGAUGGACAGGCUUGCUGGGUAUUGACAGAGGACCCCAAAUAAAAUUUACGCACACUUUUACAAACAUUGCUGGCAAAAGAUAGAAAUCCUUUUCAGAUAAUGUCAGUGUUCGUGUAAUGAUAGAAAUAACUGCGCUGGGGACUGGUAGCCAAGGUAUGACAAAACUAACUUCCAGCUGAGAGCAGCUGGAACUCAGCCAGAACUGCUGAGCCUGUUUGUGCUUUUGAGGGGAGAGGGGAAGCACGACCAGGGUCCCAAAAUGCCUGGUGUAACUCAUCAGCUUCUAGGAAGUGGCUUUGUGCCAACAAGAUGCCUUACUGUGCAGGGAACUGCAGUGCCACGCACGGUUCAGUUUGUGUUCUGCUCUUGUGUGGUAGGCGCCCAAGUAAAUGACGCUAGCUACAACAUCAGAGGACAAAAUCCCUCUAGCUGUAAGUGGGAGAAUAGCUACAGUUUAAAAUUCAAGGUAGUGUCUCAUUUCAGGCAAAUAAAUAAAUCUAGAUGCAUUUCCCAGGCAAAAGGUCUAGCAAGGCACAGACACUGUAACACUGUAAUGAUAGUGCCCCUGGUUUGAAUGCGUCUGGCUUCCUGAUCAAAUGAAGUAGCAAGGAGGCUUGGCUGAGGAAAAGAAAACUGUCUUACUGAUGAUUCCCUCGGUCCAUUGCUGGCAAUGGACUUUGUGAAACUCCUCGUGCUAGAGUUAAGGUGGGAGCUUUUCUUUUUCUUUCUUUUUUUUUUUUUUGAUGGCACAGACUAGGCAGUAAGAUAACUUGUGAUAAAUUUAGAUUUUUUUAAAUAGAAAAACAUGAAAUCAUAAGUAAUUUUAACUUAUUAGUUCACUUUUAUUGAUGAAUGAGAAUGGUUUUAAACUUAUAUUAUGAAAUUUGUCCCAUUUAGUGUACUUAGGAGACGGUUUCCAAGCUUACAGUCAUCCUAGCAAACAGGACGUAGCCCGAUCCAGGAGUUUUACAAAACAUGUCUCAGUGCUUGCUGUGUGACCCAGAACUGUGUUUAGCUCUGCAGUUUUGAAGUGUACGUCUCCCCAGCCCCACGCAGCAGUGGUGUUAAAGGGUGAUGUUUCUUGCCACCUGCUGCCAGCAGCUGGGGUCAGAGAUGAGCUGGAUAGUGACUGAGCUGGCAGAGAAGGAAAGCUUCGAGGAGGUUGCCAUGCCGUACUUUUGUGUCUUAGUGGGUUGGGCAUUGCUUUUCUAACAAUGUCAGCUCUGUGUGUCUGCAAAAUUAAAAAAAAACAAAACAAAAAAAAAAAGGCCACAUUUUUUUUCCCUGGAGGGAGCAGAUGAGCAUUUUUAAGACUUGCUGCUGCUCAGCUUCUCUAGGGUAGACCAAUAGUGAAUAGCUGGAGUUUGAGCAGAUGCUGGGAAGGAAGGGAUUGCUUCUGAAAGUGCUGGGAUUCCCAUACGUCUCGCUCGCCCAGGUGCCAGCAUAAGAUCCUGAACUGGAUUUUAAUCCAGCCUGCAGGCAAUACGUAUGGAGCGUAACGUCCUGUGGUGUGACUGGUUGCGUGUACGGGGCUGGGUAGCUCGUGCUUGGCAUGCAUGUAUGCAGGGAAUGUUUGACUCCUGGGAUUUUUGUUAUCAUGGAAUAAAUUGGAUUUCUCAUUGAAAGCAACCGUGGCACUGGGAACGUGCCCUUUGACCUGCCUGGGUGUUAGCAAGGUGUGCUGUGGGCUUCCCCACCUCUCAGACGCGGGAGGCCCAGGAGGUGCGGGCAGAGCAGUUGCAGGAUGCUGGGCUCCCUUGUCAGAGGGGGUGGGGGUGGCUGGGGGCAGUAAGAAAAACUGUUAAAGGUCUUUUCAGCUGGCGUUGAAUAAGUGUCUCUGGUCUGUUUUCCCUCUGUCCCUCACACUGUUGGUGGAAAUGGAAGUGGGUGCAAGCUUUCUUUUUAUUUUUUUUUUAACUGUCUUCAGAUUUUAAUGUUGCCUUUUGUGUAAUUUAAUCCCAUUAUGUUAUUUAAUUGUUACUGCAAUAUUAACUACUGUAUUUGUUGACUUUGUUUAAUAACUGUUCUUUCAGGGCUAGAAAUAAACUUCUAAAAAACA